UCCAACCGAAACCUGUCUUCGCUUCCACGGAACACCUCCCCACCCCGAUACGCGAUCCCCGUCCCACCACGCCACCACCUGGCGGCGCAUCACCCGGCCGGUAUAUAGGACGAUCGAGCUGCCGGCGGAUCGUCCUCCCCUCACGUUACGUCGAUCCCCUUCCACGUCCGCUCACCGCUUCUUUAAUCCCGCCUCCCCAUUUCUUUAUCCCCGCCACGCAGAUCGGGGAUCAUCACCCCAUCAUUCUUCACCUGCCCGCACGGUGGUUGCACCGAUCGGGAUUCGGGACACAGCGAAUGGAGGCCGCGGCAGCGCCUCGUUUGACCUACCCUUGUAUACUGCCCUGAGCUCGUACGGCACGGGGGAUCGCUGGAUGCCCACGUUCUCCGUCCGCCCGUCCGUCCGUCCAUGGAGCGCAGGUCAAAAGAAAAGAAUAGUUCAACAGCCAGAUGGGGCCGAAGUUGCCGUGUUGCUGGACUUGGAGGCACCUCCCCGUCUACGCCAAGCCACCAAUGGAGACGCGCACGGAGCGUAAUGGCGGUGCGUUCUUGACCGACCGGGCGGCCGAGAUGGACGGCCCUUACGUCGCCGUCGUCGGUCAGGCCGGCGGCGUCGAGGGCAGCAGGGUCGGCGCCACCAACAUCGGGAGGCUGCGGCAGGGGAAGGCGGCCAGGGGCGGCGUCAACGUCUCCUCGUGGCACCUCAGGGUGUUCGCCGCCGUGGUCGGGGUCAUGGGCUGCCUCCUGCUCGCCGCCUCCCUCGUCAUGUCCGCGCUUCACCAGGUGCAGUUCCGGAACGGCGCCAUCUCCGUCAACUUCAGGGGCCUCCAGGAGCUCAAGCACAAUUUCGUCAAGAAGGAGCAGUCAGAGCAGAUAAUGCAUGAAAGACUUCUACAGAUGGCAACUUUAGCCACCACCAAGAACGAGUCAGAUGAUGGAAAUUUCGCAUUAUGGGAGGAACCCUACAAACAGGCGCGCAAAUGGACGCCCUGCGCCGCCAAAUACACCUUGGAAGAAGAGCCUAGCGACGACAACAAUGGAUUCAUUCUGAUCAGCGCAAACGGCGGCCUGAACCAACAGCGCGUCGCCGUGUGCAAUGCUGUUGUCGUUGCAGCUCUGCUUAAUGCCACACUGGUUCUGCCCCGGUUUCUUCACAGCAGCGUGUGGAAGGACAAAAGUCAGUUCGGUGACAUCUACCAGGAAGACUACUUCGUGAACUAUAUGAAGAGCGAUGUGCUCAUCGUGAAAGAUUUACCGCCCCAUCUCCAGUCGCUGGACCUCGAGGCAAUCGGUAGCCAAGUUACCGACAACGACAUCUCCAAAGAGGCUGAACCAUCUGAAUUCAUCAGAACUGCACUCCCCAUUCUUCAGAAAAAUGGUGUUGUUCAUUUCCUCGGGUUCGGUAACCGGCUUGGCUUCGACUCGGUGCCUGCCGAUCUGCAGAGGCUGCGGUGCAGAUGCAACUUCCACGCUCUCAAGUUCGCCCCCGAGAUCCAGAAGCUGGGCUCGCUGCUGGUCCAGCGGCUGCGGGGGGUGAGCGCGAUGCAGACGGAGAUGGACAAGCAGCUGUUCGGAAGCAACAUGCUGGAGCGGCCGUUCGGGGAGAAGGGCGACGACGCCGGCGGGCCGAGCAGGUACCUCGCUCUGCACCUGAGGUUCGAGGAGGACAUGGUCGCCUACUCCCUCUGCGAGUUCGGCGGCGGCGAGGAGGAGAGGAGGGAGCUGCAGGCCUUCAGGGAGACCCACUUCCCGGCCCUCGUGACGCGCCUCCGGAACACCACGGUGUCGCCGGAGGAGCUGCGGAGCCAGGGGAGGUGCCCGCUGACGCCGGAGGAAGCCGGGCUCAUCCUCGCCGCGCUCGGCUACGACCGCGGGACGUUCAUCUACGUGGCCGGGUCGCAGAUAUACGGCGGCGCGACGCGGCUGCGCCCGCUCACGCGGCUGUACCCGAACCUGGUCACCAAGGAAGACAUCCUCUCCUCCGACGAGCUCGCUCCGCUCAAGAACUUCUCCUCCCGGCUGGCGGCGCUGGACUUCAUCGCGUGCGCCUCGUCGGACGUGUUCGCGGUGACGGACUCCGGCAGCCAGCUGUCGUCGCUGGUGUCGGGGCACCGCGUGUACCACGGCCGGGGCCGCGCGCCGACGCUGCACCCGAACCGGAAGCGGUACGCUCAGAUCCUCUCCGAGGAGGGCGGCAUCGAGUGGGCCGGGUUCCAGAGGAGGGUGAGGGCCAUGGUGGACGAGUACAAGCGGGUCCGCGCCCGGCCCAGGGGCCGGACCGUCUACCGGCAGCCCAGGACGCCCGGGUGCAUGUGCAGGGCCGGCGGCGACGACAGCAUCGACUUCUGAAUUUUCUGUUCUGACACGUUGCCCAUUCCUCUUUUUUUGUGGUUAUUUGUUUCGUUCUUUUGUGCAUACAUUAACUUGUAAUAUUUUUCUAUAUCUCUAGGGACAUGGCAGGUUCAGUUGAGAGGUAUAUAGUACAUGCAGUUUGAUAGAUUGUAACAGAGGGGUUUUGCUGGGGAGAGUUGUACAGAAAGUGACAUAUAUCAUGCUUAGAGCCUGUUCGGAUGCACUCCACUACUUCAAAUCUUCCACUCCACUCCCAGCUCCUGGACUGAUGGCUCCUUCCAACAAAUCGAGAGUUUAUAAGAUGUUUGGCAACUGACUCCACUCCAGGGAACGGCGCUAGUGGGUGGGCCGUCGAGCUCCUCCACUCCGUCGCCGGCCGCGUCGAGGUCGCCGACGUCGUCCCUCCCGGCGCUGGUCGUACUGCCGUGUGCGGACCCAUUGGAGCUCAUCCAGAGGCCGGCGCGGACACCGCUGCGCGGGCGUGUGCUGUACUUCUCGGCGGAGUUGCUGGCGGCACUCAAGGAACAAGCUAGGCAGGAGCUCCUGGAGGCCGGGAACGCGGCGGGUGCGGCCGCCCUGACGCGGUUCCAGACGUUGGGCUCGCUGAUGUGGCGGUGCGUCACCCGCGCUCAGCGGCUGGUCCCUGACCACGUGUCCGUGUUCCGCGUGGCCGUCAACAACCGAAGGUGGCUCCGGCCGGCGCUGCCGAGGGAGUACUUUGGGAACCGCAUCCACGUCGUCAGCAUAGAGUCCGCGCGCUCUUCAGACCUGCUGGGGCACGGCGGGCACGGGCGGAGGCAGCGGCCCUGGAGCGCGCGGUGGUGGCGUACACGGACGCGGCCAUCAGGGAGCACGUCGCGGCGCGGACGGCAAGCCCGCCAGGGAACAAUGCUAGUGGGUGGCGGCGGCGUGGCGCUUGGGUUCAAUGGUCGGAGAGUAGCUGCGAGAGAGAAAAAAAUUUCGAUCGAUCUGGCGAAGGGAGUCGCCCGCGGAGCUCGCUAUUAGCCACUCCGCCGAAUUGAAUUACAUGCAGCUCCGCUCCACUCUUUCUACUCCGAGGAGCGGUAGCGUUCGGCGCCACUCCGCCCGCUCCGGGCGCGGAGUUGCGGAGCGGAGUGCAUCCGAACAGGCCCUUAAUUACGUCUUACGAAUAUUAUUUCCUUUCGAAUGGUAUGAGAUAUACAACGAAAUUUAGGGAUUUUUUAAGAAAAUUC
This is a messenger RNA of Triticum aestivum (bread wheat), 3565 nucleotides long. Its product is annotated as O-fucosyltransferase 8. The transcript has 10 exons. The record is from RefSeq and is a predicted model, not a curated record. The coding region runs from base 450 to 2348 and encodes 632 amino acids. Lineage: Eukaryota; Viridiplantae; Streptophyta; Magnoliopsida; Poales; Poaceae.